AUGACAUCAUCUUCGUCUCGUAGUAGGGUAUUAAAUCCCGGCCCCGAGGAUGGUUCAUUACUGCGCUAUCAGUCUAUUCAUGUUUCAGAGCAUAUUUGGAAUGGUCGUGAACACCCAAUAUUGAGAGUGAGAAGAGGUCAUUUCAUACAUGCUGGCAUGGAGGGAGUACCAGUAGAGAUUAUUCCUCAUUUGACAGUAGUAGGAUUUACUGGAGUAGCACAGUUGACUAGUAUUCCUAUUGACCGCCAAUUGAUUACAGCGUUGGUAGAAAGAUGGAGGCCAGAGACCCAUACAUUUCACAUGCCCCCUGGAGAGUGUGCUAUUACUCUUCAAGACAUUGCUAUUCAGAUGGGUCUUCGUAUUGAUGGAAGACCAGUUAUUGUCUCUACAGGAGGUGACAGGGCACAAAUUGUUGAAGAUUUAUUGGGAAUUAGACCACUUAAUUCUACAUUUAUGGGGAGCAGCUUGAAACUUACUUUGUUGGAUGAGCAUUUUUCCCAUGUUGGGUUGCACAACCAAAAUCCCAUUCAGCUAACUCACUUUGCAAAAGCAUAUAUUUUGAGACUUAUUGGUGAGUUUAUGUUAGCUUAUCAUUCUAGUAGCAGGGUCCCAGUUAUGUACCUUCCUUUACUUGAGGAUUUAGAGAUAACUGGACAAUAUAGUUGGGGAAGUGCAGUGUUAGCCUUCCUAUACAGAGAGUUAUGCAUGUCCACGAAUAUUGAUCGGUCUGGUAUUGGAGGAUUGACUCCACUUGUGAUGCUGUGGGCGUGGGAUAGGUUCCCAUUUCUAUCUCCGGGUGAUCCCCCUUACACACAGAAUGAUCUUCCUUAUGGUGCACAGAAGGGGAGAAAGGAUCUAGCUUACUUUAGGUUCAAAUUUGAUCAUUUGAAACGUGAUCAGAGAGAUAUUGUGCCGCUUAUUUGUUUCCAAAUAUGUGAAUGGCACCAGCCCGAUCGUACCAUGCGUCAAUUUGGGAUGGUACAACAUAUUCCUCAUGCUUCUUAUCAGCCAGACCAGCUACAUGACAUUACUCUUAAAGGGAAGACUGCUGACAAUUGGGAGUCAAAGUUCAGGGGCGUACUAGAGCAUUGGGACAGAAGAUUAGAUUGGGUUGUGAGUAAUGAACCGCAAAUUGGUCUACUGAGUUCGAACUCUGAAUACAUGCGGUGGUACCAUACUCAUACUAGACGGUGGAUGAGCAGAGAUGCUGCAGUGUUUGCAUUACUUGGAGAUGCUCAUGAGAGGGCCUAUUACUUGUGUAAUGAUGGGAGGGACACAUUUUCAUUUGAGGAGAUGAAGGAUUUGUGUGAGACGAUGUUAGCCUUGCAAAAUGAGCAGGAACGUAUCUUAGAGCCUUCAUCUUCAUGUGAUCCUCCUAUCCAGAGUGGAAAUUUAGAUGAGCCUCAAAUUGACAUUGGUAUUGGUGAACAACGUCGGGAAGGCAAAGGUUUGCAACAUCGGCGAAUGUCAUUUCAGGCCACAGAUUUUACAUUGCCCCCUUUGCCCGAACGAGGAGAUGGUGUUUAUUAUGUCCCACCACCUUUUCCGUUUCAACAAUCACAAUGGAUACAGUCAUCUUAUGUUCACUCAUCACAGCAAUCAAACGUCCCUCUUGCAUCUCCAUUUUUCAGCGGUGAAUUUUAUGUUCCUGACGCUAGCCUUUUUAUGACACCUCCUCCAUAUGAGCCUAUGUUUUUCACACCGAGUGCACCCGGUGUAGGCACUCAUCAAAGUGGAUGUAGUGAGCAAACAACAUCAUUACGACCUGGGCAUGACCGUGGAAUUGAUCUUAAUGCUGAAUUCAUUGCAGCCUCAGAUGCAGCAGGAGCUGAUGUGAGACGUAACCCUCACCGUGGAGCGCGAGAUCGUCGUCGACAGUGCAUUCUCACACCUCAUGAGGAGGGAUCUCACGAGCAGUCAUUGAAUUCUGAUUGA
This is a messenger RNA of Abrus precatorius (Indian licorice), 1935 nucleotides long. RefSeq names its product serine/threonine-protein phosphatase 7 long form homolog. Bases 1 to 1935 code for a protein of 644 amino acids. The transcript is spliced from 5 exons. Gene Ontology annotation, biological process: meristem development; meristem maintenance. The record is from RefSeq and is a predicted model, not a curated record. NCBI's taxonomy places the organism in Eukaryota, Viridiplantae, Streptophyta, Magnoliopsida, Fabales, Fabaceae.